Molecule: messenger RNA, 570 nt
Organism: Glycine soja
Lineage: Eukaryota; Viridiplantae; Streptophyta; Magnoliopsida; Fabales; Fabaceae
Exons: 1
Coding region: 1-570 (189 amino acids)
Source: RefSeq, a predicted model, not a curated record
AUGUCUAAAAAAGUAAUUCUUCCGACGGCGGCAUCUCAUCGGCGGCAGCCGCUGCUGCUGCAGCAGAGUGAGAGCUACCGGAAGGCGGGGACGCGGGUCAUGGGGGAGGCGGUGGGCGGCACCGCCGCCGUGUGCUGCUGCUUCUCCUUCGGCCUGGCCAACAUUAUGUACCUAGCGAUGUACAAGGUUCCGGCGAUGCUGUGCCAGAAGGCGCUGCGGAGGAAGCGGCGGAGCCGCCGCCUCCUCCUCCUUCAGACCAGGGAGGAAGCAGCGGCGGUCCCGUCGCGGCCGCGGUGCACCUGCGGCUGCUGCGAUGACAUCAUCAGCGCCGGGCGGGUUUACCCGCUGUGCAGCAACGACGGCGGCGACGUGGCGGUGCUGCGAAGCCGUAGCUCGGUGGAGAAGGACAAGGAGGUGGUGGAGUUGGAGAAAGAGAUGUGGGAGAGGUUUUAUGGAAGUGGGUUUUGGAGAAGCCCCUCUCAGAGAGAAAACUCUUCUCCGCAACAAAGGAUUAAUGCCACCACUGUUUCUGCUCCUAAUUAUCUUCAGGUUCUUGCUGUUAAAAAUUAA